AUGGCACAUUCACCAAGCUUGAUCUCUAUAGGCCUCAGUUUUGGUCCACUUCCUAAAACCAAAGUCAGUGUUUCUGGAAGGCUUGUCCCAGGAUCUUCAGCAGGACUACGCAUUUGGGCCGUGCAGGAAAAUGGUGGACCACGAAGACUGGUGGACAUCAUUAGACUUGUGCCUGAGUUUUCAAGAAAUUACUUUAGAAUUCCUUCUCGCAGGGCUCUGUUUGGUGGAAUCUCCUUGCUGGGUGGAUUCUAUGUUGCACAAACAAUCUCAUUGUCUUUUGGAGCUCUAGGAGUCAAUGAUGUUAUUGCUGCAGUGUUAUGUGUUCUUCUUAUAGAAUAUGUGACUAAGUUUUAUUACAGCCGACCAAAGGUUACUUUCCCAGUUGCUCUUCUCAACAACUUUAAAAUGGGUUUCACCUAUGGACUCUUCAUUGAUGCCUUUAAGCUUGCCAGUUGA
Molecule: messenger RNA, 456 nt
Organism: Sphenostylis stenocarpa
Lineage: Eukaryota; Viridiplantae; Streptophyta; Magnoliopsida; Fabales; Fabaceae
Source: the annotation of a GenBank genome assembly